AUGAGCUUGGCUGUUGGGUACUCUGACUCUGACAGCGACAGCGGCGACGCCGAACCGGUGCCUUCACCGGCGGUGCUACCGCCACUACCACCGCCGCCGCCACCGCCGGCGGACAUCAUGCACAAGUUCUCCAAGGUGCCUCUGCAGGUGACUAGGAAGCGGAUGGCCAGCGGCAGUGUCAUCCGUAGCGACAGCAGCAGCAAGGAGACAACGUUCGUGUACUUGCCUGUUACGCCCGACGCCGGGCUUUUGGCCCGGAUCACUGCCAUCCUCGACGGCGUUAGUUCGUCGCUGGACGGCCACACUGAGCAGCACUUGCCGCUGCUUAACCUCAGCGUGAACGAGCUCACCGGCGGCGCCAGCGUCCUCCAUGUCUCGCUGUGCCACAACAUGACCCUCUCUCGGCCAGACCUGGACGCCUUCAUCGAGCACCACGUGGCAGACAUGAGCACGAACUACUCUCCGAACGACCCAUUGUACACGCCCCCAGAGACCGGCGUGGACCUAAGCCAACUCAGUCCGCAGGAACUCAAACUCUACAAGAUGUACGGGCGGUUGCCGAAGACGAACGACAUUCUCCGCGGGAAGUUGAAGGACCGCAAGUUCUUUGACUCGGGUGACUACGCGAUGUCGAAGGCCAAGGGAAGGGCUCCGGACACAGAGCAGGUGGGUGUGUUGAACCCGUUGAAGACGCCCGAGAUCGAGAACGUGGCCAGAAUCAACAGGAACUCCGUUGCUGGCAGCGUGUCGGGGUCGGCAAGCUUGUCGAAGAAGUCGAAGCUCGAGGACGAUAUGACGGACGAGAAUUAG
This is a messenger RNA of Pichia membranifaciens NRRL Y-2026, 810 nucleotides long. RefSeq lists its product as hypothetical. NCBI's taxonomy places the organism in Eukaryota, Fungi, Ascomycota, Pichiomycetes, Pichiales, Pichiaceae. Bases 1 to 810 code for a protein of 269 amino acids. The record is from RefSeq and is a predicted model, not a curated record. Gene Ontology annotation, cellular component: cytoplasm. The transcript is spliced from 2 exons. Gene Ontology annotation, molecular function: protein phosphatase inhibitor activity.